AUGACCUUCCGGGGAAAUGGAAAGCAUGGUGGUGAGAGUUCCGGGACCCAGCGUAAGCCGGGGGGAUAUGCUCCUCCGGAACAGAGGAAGAGGGUCAAUAGACCAACGGCGGCACUCCGGAUCUCGGGGAGUAAUGUGGCGGACAAGGCGGUGACGGUUCCAAGAGGGAAUGACCCUAGCCCCAACCAACACUCGGCAAAGAAAGUGAGAAAGGCACUUGAUUUUGGUGUGACCUGGACAGAGCUGGACGAGGUGGGAAACAAGACGGAGGACCUGGGAAGCAAAACAGAGGUGGCCAAUGAUGCUCUGGUGGCGACAAUGAACCACGAUCCGGCGAUCCAAGAGGAGGGUGAAGAUGGGGAGAUUUGGUGGAAUGAAAUCAUUGAGGAAGAAGAGGCUGAGAAGAUCGCAGAAGAGGAUGGAGUUCCAGUGGAAACGCAAGAUAGCAAUGAGAUGCAGGUUGAUGUAAGUGAGAAUGUGGGAGCUUCGCUUGACGUGGAGCAAUUUGUUGAUGUGGAAGCAAAGGAGGUGGGGAAAGGCAAACAAGGUGGAGGAAAACCGGUCAUGAAGAAAAAGGCAAUGCGUGCAACGGCGGGCAUCGGCGGGGGUCCUCUCCGGCGAAUGAUACAGGGAGCCAAAACUCCUCGGAGGAAGCCUACAAUGAAGGAAAGCCAGCGCAACGGAGAGAAAGGGGACGGCAAGGCGAAGGAGAUGGAGAGAGACCCGUCGGAAGGGUCCGGGACUGACGCAAAGGCUGUUUAA
Messenger RNA from Microthlaspi erraticum, 762 nucleotides. NCBI's taxonomy places the organism in Eukaryota, Viridiplantae, Streptophyta, Magnoliopsida, Brassicales, Brassicaceae. The record is from the annotation of a GenBank genome assembly.